Molecule: messenger RNA, 1672 nt
Organism: Solanum pennellii
Lineage: Eukaryota; Viridiplantae; Streptophyta; Magnoliopsida; Solanales; Solanaceae
Product: protein TRIGALACTOSYLDIACYLGLYCEROL 1, chloroplastic
Exons: 4
Coding region: 429-1514 (361 amino acids)
Biological process (GO): phospholipid transport
Cellular component (GO): ATP-binding cassette (ABC) transporter complex
Source: RefSeq, a predicted model, not a curated record
UUGUAUUUUUUUUUAUUUCUUAUUCCAGUUUUGGGAUUUUUUAUCCUUCGCCACUGAUCUCUUCCACUCCAUUCAUUUUUUCCUGCACUUCUAUCUAGGGUUUUUUUUUCUGAUUUUUUUAAGUUUAUGGUGAAAGUUACAAAAUCUCAAACAAUAGUCUUGUUUGUUACUUUUUCUCCCUAAAAAAUACACCGCCAUUAUAUUUGUAGAGAGAAAGAGAAAUCUGGUUAGGUGACUGAACUCUGUUUCUUCGUUUAUUUACGGAGUAGUCUAUCAAACAGUUCAAUUUUUCAUAUUUACAGCAGUGGAUAUUCCUAUUGAAGCCAUUGGUACCAACAACAAAAUCUCGCGUUGCGUUGGUGAGAGGGUCUUCUUCUUGUGCUGAGAAGGACAUAAAAGACCGAUAUUUCACGUAAUCUAAGACCAACAUGCAAGCAGCUUCUCAUUGCUAUCCUCUUGUUCACUUUUCUGGAAGAGGCAGGUAUAGUAAGGUGAGUAAUCACUCAAGUGUAAAAAUUUUGAGCUUGAAUUGGCUUCCCCAGAAAUUUGACUUUGAUCAAGGAGCUCAGAUCCAGAAGAUUCUAAAAUCUUCCAAACUGAAAAGGUUCUGUGUGAUUCCUAACUCUAAUGAUGGUUAUCCAAGUCUCUCUGUUUCUGAAGAGGACACAACUGCAUCUAAAAAAGACACAUCUACAAUGGAAGAAUGGGAAUUUGGAGGAGAAACGUUCUUGAGUAAGUGGUCACCUCCCAGGUACUUAUGGAGGGGAUUAUCAGUUCUUAUUUUGGCAGGACAGGUUAUUAUUAGGAUUAUAAAGGGUAAAAUCCACUGGAAGAAUACUUUUCAACAGUUGGAAAGAGUUGGACCCAAGUCAGUUGGUGUCUGUUUGUUAACUGCAGCUUUUGUUGGCAUGGCCUUCACUAUCCAAUUUGUUAGAGAAUUCACUAGAUUAGGGUUAAAUAGAUCCGUUGGUGGAGUGCUGGCCCUUGCCUUUUCAAGAGAGUUAAGUCCAGUUGUCACAUCAAUUGUAGUUGCCGGGCGUAUCGGUAGUGCAUUUGCUGCAGAACUGGGCACCAUGCAGGUGUCUGAGCAGACAGAUACGUUGAGAGUUCUCGGUGCAAAUCCUGUUGAUUAUUUGGUGACACCAAGAGUGAUUGCUUCCUGCAUUGCCUUACCGUUUUUGACCCUAAUGUGCUUUACAGUUGGAAUGGCAUCCAGCGCCCUGUUAGCUGACGGUGUUUAUGGAAUUAGCAUAAACAUAAUAUUGGAUUCUGCUCAGAGAGCUCUCAAGUCAUGGGACCUUAUCAGUGCGAUGAUUAAGUCACAGGUUUUUGGUGCAAUUAUAUCCAUCAUAAGCUGUGCUUGGGGAGUCACCACACUGGGAGGUGCUAAAGGGGUUGGAGAGUCUACAACUUCAGCUGUAGUUUUAUCUCUUGUUGGCAUAUUCGUAGCGGACUUUGCUCUCUCAUAUUGUUUCUUCCAGGGUGCUGGUGACUCCCUGAAGAACUGUAUGUGACAUUUCUUAUGUAUUCCAUUUUUUAAAGUUCCACAAUAUGUUAAAAGUUUAUUGUUUUCUACCAAAAUGAAAUAUGUUAAGGAGUAUAAACUCUUAAUUUAAACCAAUAGUGCGAAUUCUAAAUCAAUUAGAAUUUGGUACCUGUUAUUGUUCUUUAA